Molecule: messenger RNA, 1001 nt
Organism: Dendroctonus ponderosae (mountain pine beetle)
Lineage: Eukaryota; Metazoa; Arthropoda; Insecta; Coleoptera; Curculionidae
Gene: kune
Exons: 2
Coding region: 20-652 (210 amino acids)
Biological process (GO): regulation of tube size, open tracheal system; septate junction assembly
Cellular component (GO): septate junction; membrane
Source: RefSeq, a predicted model, not a curated record
GUAGAAUCCUGACUGUGGAAUGGGAGGAAAGUCGAAAACUGGCUUUGCCGCUAUAUCGGCGACGGCAACUGCAUUUCUGUGUAUUUUAUUGGCGUUUUCAACGCCCUACUGGCUAGUGAACGAUGGAUUUAUCGCAGAUGCAAGUUUUCAGAAAAUUGGUCUCUGGGAGGUGUGUUUUAAUAAUUUCGAAGACUUCCACCAUCGCUUCGACUACAAAUUCACUGGCUGCUGGUGGGUCUUCGAAGAGGAAUACUACAUCAUCGACGACUUUCUCUUGCCAGGUUUCUUCAUUGCCACCCAAUUCUUUUUCACGUUGUGCAUGACUUUGGUGCUGGUGGCCGCUUUUCUAACAUGGAUGUACUGCUUCUGCAGCAGGGACCACGACAAAUACUACUUGCUGUUGCUGACCAUUGCCUCCAAUCUGAUCCUGGGCGGCAUAUGCGGCCUGAUUGCUGUGCUGAUCUUCGGCUGCAAAGGCGAUAGUCGAGCCUGGAUGCCCUACUGGCAUCAUAAUGACUUGGGCUGGUCUUUUGGAAUUGCCUGCUUGGGAGCCCUUCUGCUUUUCCCGGCAGGAAUCCUGUUUUUGGUGGAGGCCCGAAGGGUCCGUUACAGGCGCUUAAGUGGACCUGCCCCUCAUCACACUGACAUCUAGCUAGUUAAUCUGGGCAAUUACUCUACUUGCCCGCCAAAUGCUAGAUAAUUUUUUAACCAGCAUGACUUUAAACUCGACUCAUUUAUUCUCGAAUUUCAUUACUUGGUUAGUGUGGAUAUGGUUGUUAGUAAACAACCUACUAGAUUUACAUAUAAAUUCUACUAUAUACGUUUCGUUGAAUUUUGUUUACUUCUAAGUUAAGUUUUUAAAUGUGUACCUAUGUAUUUAGAUAUAUGAUUUUGUUUAGUUGCGAUCCACUCCGUCCGUGCCACAACCGCCAAUGGCACAUAUUUUUGUACUAUAAUUACCUCAUGUAAGGCAAACAUUUAAAUAUAUUGCGUUUUGUAAA